Molecule: messenger RNA, 7521 nt
Organism: Cydia fagiglandana
Lineage: Eukaryota; Metazoa; Arthropoda; Insecta; Lepidoptera; Tortricidae
Gene: Hr3
Product: probable nuclear hormone receptor HR3
Exons: 12
Coding region: 694-2847 (717 amino acids)
Biological process (GO): regulation of transcription by RNA polymerase II
Cellular component (GO): nucleus
Molecular function (GO): RNA polymerase II cis-regulatory region sequence-specific DNA binding; nuclear receptor activity; zinc ion binding
Source: RefSeq, a predicted model, not a curated record
CAGUCACGAUCGGAGCGUCGCGCGGGCAGCCAGUCGCCAUCGGGACACCGAGUUGUGCACUACAUAUAGUACAAAAAUUAACGUACAAAUUUUUUCUUCUACACUAGUGAGGUGAACGUAUAUUUUUACAAAGUGACAGUGGAGUGACCAAACUGGAUUUACAAAAGUGUGUUCCUGAUUUUAAGUAACCGAGGUUAUUUAAAAUCGUUUCCAAAUUGGCAUUUUUUCCGUAACUUUAAAGAUAUAAAUCCUUCUUUCCGUUCUGUCUUUCUUUACAGAUUCAGUGUUUAAGGAUAACAUAGUAUACGGGAACAAGUGUGAACAAUAAAAAACAGUGCCUUAUAUGUUUUGAAGGGAAAGUGAUUUUUAAAACAUCACCACGGAGACAAAAUGCCAAAAAACUUGUUGCUAUUCAAGAAGUUAAUACCCGAAAUAAACUUUGCAAAAAGGAACUUUACCAUUUUUAGCCGGAACAUUAUAUAUAUCAGUUAACUGGUGCUUAAUACAACCAAGUUGAACCAUCGUGCCAUAAUCAUAUGGUAGAAAUAAAAAAAAAGUUGCCUUAUCCGACAAAGUCGAAAAAACCAUCAAUAAGAGAAACACCAAACACAGUGAUAGUAGAAUAAUGCGAAUGCGAUUCGCACAGUGGUCGAAGAUAACCUGAACCCUAGACAAAAACCCUUUUUUUCAAAAAUGAAUAAUAACCAGUUCCACGAGCUUUUUGGAUCGCAAUGGCCUCCUGAUCAGCAUGGAGGCCAUUCGUCAGCAACCACUAUGCUGCACACAUCCCUGCCACAGGGGAUGCAGCUGAAACGAGAACCCCAUACGGAUGUGAUGCAUAACCAGAUGGGGAUGGGGAUGCAGGAUAUCUCAGGCUCUGUGGCUGACAGCACCUCCCCCCCUCCGGGAAGCAGCGACGGGAUGUUCGGAUCCUCCAUGAACACCAUGUUUAUGGAUAAGAAAGCUGCUAAUUCUAUACGAGCCCAAAUCGAGAUCAUACCCUGCAAGGUCUGCGGGGACAAGUCAUCAGGAGUUCACUACGGGGUCAUCACCUGCGAGGGCUGCAAGGGGUUCUUCAGACGGUCCCAGAGCACAGUGGUGAACUACCAAUGCCCGCGCAACAAGGCGUGCGUGGUGGACCGCGUCAACCGCAACCGGUGCCAAUACUGCCGGCUGCAGAAGUGUCUCAAGCUGGGCAUGAGCCGUGAUGCGGUCAAAUUCGGUCGUAUGUCAAAGAAACAGCGUGAGAAGGUGGAAGACGAGGUCAGAUACCACCGAGCCCAGAUGCGGGCCCAGACGGACGCCGCCCCGGAUUCGGUGUACGACGCACAGCAACAGACCCCGAGCUCAAGCGAUCAGUUCCAUGGACACUACAAUGGUUACACCGGCUACCCCUCCCCCAUCUCUUCGUACGGCUACAACAGCACCCCCCAGCUGACAUCCGGCAUGAUCCAGCAACCUGCGCCGGCGCAGACCUACGACGGAGUGCCAGCUGACACGUACGUGGAUAGCACGACGUACGAACCCAAGCAGGGGGGGUUCUUGGACACCGACUUCAUUGGCCACGACGAAAAAGGAACCACGGUCGUCCGGCCGUCAGGAUCGACAUCCACAUCCACGGCAACCACAUCCACGACAUCCAUGCGACAGGCAACCGUGAAUGAGAUCCCGCGGAGACUGCAGGACUUCGACAGAUACGAGCCGGACAGGAUCCAAUCCCCCGCCUCUAUAUCCAGUGGAGUUAUUAAUAUAAAACAGGAGAUAAAACCGGAGACGUCACUAGGAGUGGAUAAUCUGGUUGCCAGUUAUGUUGAUUCAACGACAUUCCUUCACAGCCCUUCGAAUUUACAACACAGUCCAAUGGACAUACAGAAUUCUGUGCUUGUUAGCGGACAGAGCUCAGUGUCUUUAACUAGUGAGGAGCUAAGCCCGGAUGAUCUGACAUCCAGCAGUGGACAUGGAAGGUUGAUGGAUCCGUUGAACUUGAAUAUGAGUGGGAUGGGAAUGGUGAAUCCGAAUGCAGUGACGAACAGACGACAUCAGGGCUCAAGCCAUUCGAGCGACGAUCUUCCUUCGGAAGGCGACAUCAGCAAGGUCCUUGUGAAGAGUCUGGCGGAGGCCCACGCCAACACCAACCCCAAGCUGGAGUUCAUUCACGAGAUGUUUCGGAAACCCCUCGAUGUCUCUAAGCAACUGUGCUACAGCUCGAUGACGUACGAGGAGAUGUGGUUAGACUGCGCGGACAAACUGACGGGGAUGAUUCAGAACAUCAUUGAGUUCGCGAAACUCAUUCCCGGUUUCAUGAAACUUACGCAGGACGAUCAGAUCCUGCUGCUCAAGUCUGGCUCGUUUGAACUAGCGAUCGUCCGUCUCUCUCGACUGAUCGACGUGAACAGAGACAACGUGCUUUACGGGGACGUCGUGUUGCCUAUCAGAGAUUGUGUACACGCACGCGACCCCCGUGACAUGGCGCUGGUGGUGGGAAUCUUCGACGCCGCCAAGACCAUCGCCCGCCUGAAGCUUACUGAGACUGAACUAGCGCUCUACCAGAGCCUGGUGCUGCUGUGGCCAGAGCGCCACGGCGUACGCGGCAACCCGGAGAUCCAGUGCCUGUUCAACAUGUCCAUGGCGGCCAUGCGGCACGAGAUCGAGACCAAUCACGCGCCUCUGAAGGGUGACGUCACAGUACUCGACACACUUCUGGCAAAGAUACCUACUUUCAGAGAAUUGUCCCUGAUGCACCUCGAAGCGCUGUGCCGCUUCAAGGCCGCGCACCCCCACCACGUAUUCCCCGCGCUCUACAAGGAGCUCUUCUCUCUAGACAGCGUGCUCGACUACCACGUCUAAACGGGUACACGCCGUAUAACUGUGUACCUCUUCGUGUAAUCGUGUGCACACCGUAGAAAUAGCAACGGGCACACAUUGUAUAAACGGGUACACGAUGUUUAAUCGUGUACAUCUUCGUGUCCUGUACGCGUCGUGUGCAUGCAGUAGAAAUAGCAACGGGUACACAUUAAAACGGAUAUACGUACAAUCGUGUAUAAGAUUAAAACGUGUAUGCCUUGGUGAAAAUGUCUGCACGUCGGAAGUGUACGCGGUACAAAACGGGUACGUGUCGUAUAAUUGUGUACACUGAUGUGACGUGUACGUAGAUCUCUGCCCAUUGCCCUGAGACGACGUAUUUUCUGUCAAAUGACAGCUGUAGGCUCCGCUUGACUAAAGAUACCUAAACGUUAUUUGUUAACCUAUUUAUAAUUGUAUGUAUGUACUUUGAGACUGUUAUAAUGAUAUUUACGUAUAGGUACGUACGUACAAUAUUAAUAUUUAAAUGUUUAUUUAAUUCUCAAAUUUAAUCUAGGGACAUGUAGGUAUCUUUAGUUUCGCCUUAAACCGGAACUUGUAUUUUUUAUUUGUUAUGUUUAUGUUAUACAUAGCAAAUUAUAAUGUAGAUACGAACACUGUUUACUGGUUUAGUUGCCUGUAUAAAAGUACAUAAUAAUACAUUCCAUUAUAUGUUUUAUUGUGUAUUUUGUAUAAUGGCGUGUCGUAAUAUAAUUAUCAUAAAGUGUAUCUAACUUGGAUGAAGAAAUAAUAAUUAUUAUUAUAAAAAUAUAAUAAUAGUAAUAGAGUUUUUAUUAAGAAAUAAAUAAAGAAGUUAUAACGGUGUAGCAAGAUGUAGAUCACACAACAGUUUUUUUUAAUGAAACCCUUAUGAGUAGGUCUUUUAUAUUAAUUUUAACAGUUUUUUUAAAGAGAAUUGUAACUUGUUAUUUAUUUCAAAUGAUUAUUAAUGAUGUUUUGUAUUCGAUGUAGACUGUCGGUUAUUUUGUAAAAUAGGAAUACACGAUACUGCCCCUUUUUAUAAGUUUAUGUUCGCUUAAUGACUUUCUUGUACCUAAUGUACCUUUUAAAAAACAUGGCCAAAAAUAUAAAUAAAAUAUUAAGAGCUCCGUGAACAAAGUUUUGUACGGAGCUCUAAAAAUUGACUGAAACAGAAAAUAUAAAACAUUAAAUCCAUACGUGUACCGAAAAAGGAAAUAGAAUUUUGACUUUUAUUAAAGAUUAUUAAUAUUUUUGGCCAUGUCUAAAACACGAGGUAUGCUAAGGCGUUGUAAUAAUUCAAGAAUAAUAAUGUAAUUUAAAAUAAUAAUAAGUUUGGAUUGUAACGUAUUAUUACGCGGUGCAUUGAACAAAAUUACAGUCGAACAUUUUUUAAUGAUAAAACAAAAUUUGUACGGACAAAAUUAAUUUUCGUAUAAUUAGCAGGCAAUUUAUUUUCGUAGUAUAAAUUUGAUCUCAUUUUUUUGCACUUUUCUUCGCCUUGGUGCCAUGUCUGAUUUGAUUGACUGCAUAAUAAUUAAAUAUAAUAAUUGCAUUGAUUUAGUACAAUCGCAUGUCAAAAGUACAUUUUUAAUACGUAAUUUUUAUUUUUAUUUUCGACGUUUUUUUUUUGACCGCUGUACGUAUUUUUUACAAUUGCCUGCUAAAUCAAUUAGAUGUAUUUAAUAAUCAUCAAUUUUCUAACACUUACGCUAAGUUUUGUCGAAUAGCCUUUACUAUAGACUGGUUUAUAUUAUAAUGUUAAAAAAGUAUAAAUCUUAACUCGUAUUUUGUAAAUAGCUAUUAAUCGUAUAUUAUGUAUUUUAUAUUCAAUAUUAUAAGGUUCGAUGGGUUAUUUUUAAUUUUACAUUCUAUUAAAAAAAACAAUUGUUCCACAAAGACGGGAGUCUUCAAGAUCACGUGAAUUACAUUGUUUUUCCUUUCUAUAUAUUAUAUAUUUUUUGUUAAAUAAAGCAAUCUGUUAUUGUCUAUAGUUUUUUUUGUUUUAUUUUACUUUGCGUUCCUAUUUUGACAUAUAUCACGCAUAUACUUUUCUGCGAUUAAGCUAUAUUAAGGUUAAUCAUAAAUAAAUAGUGAGAACAUAAUAUAAUAAUAAAAUAUACGGGUGGUUCAAAAGUUUUAUUUUAUAAUACAUAUAUAAUUAGUGGAUAUAUAUUUUUUAUUUCGAUUAUAAUGGUACAUCAAACAAUAAUAUCACUGUUGAGGCUUUGCAUUAAAUAAGAUAUAUUUCCAUGUUUCAAACAAUGAUAUUAUAUAACUAAAGAUAGGUUAUACUCAUACAUAAGGAGCACAAAAAACACUUCCAUAUUUAUUUCUAUACCUACGAAGAAAUCUGUUAUUUUUUAUUAAUUUUCGCAUUCCAUUCAUCUUUGUCAUACUCGUUGUUAAACAUAACCUUGUCUUCUCUUUCGGUAUGCGGGAGCUCGCUAGCACGUCCACACUUCUCGCCUGCAUGGGCGCGACUAAAGGCAACUUGUACAAUUGUCACAAGGUGAGUGCAUCAGUUUUGGAGCGUGUAUGUAUAACCUAUCUUUAGAUAUAAGAUCAUAUGUUUCUAAUACGUCAUUUUCAUGAUAAUACACAAUUAAUUUAGGCGAGUAAACUAGGCGCACAUAGUAUGUUUGUGUCGUUUUAGCUUUCGAGUUAAAACAAUAAUUUUAAAUUUAAUGUCGAUUAAUUAUAAAUGAAAAUAAAGUUUUUAGAACACUAAGACUGAAAAAAUUGGCUGAAAUUUCGCGCAUGCCUAACACGAAAUCCGAAUCAUGUCAAAUGAAAAUAUGAAUGGGCGUUUGGUAAAAAAAAUAUAAAAAGUACAAAAAAAAUGUACUUUAGUUUUUAAGCGUUUUACGCUAGGCUAUUCCUUUUUCGUCUAUUUAAUUGCAAUGUUAUUAGUCUACAAGUAGAAAUUAUGUUGCAACCGAUAAAAAUACAAAAUUACAAUGACAAAAGUCAUUCGUAUUUUGUAUUUUUUUGCAAUAUUUUUUUCAAGAUUAUGAGUUAUUGCUGGGUAGUUUAUUUACUUAUUUUAAAUUUAGUCAAGGUCCGUUGAUGUCGGUUGUAUUUUUAAAAAUAUAUACGAAUUCAAAAUAUUGUAUCCUUUCGCAACUGUUAAAAAAAUAUUCUUAUUUUUUGCGAUAAAAUGAAAACGGCGAGAUGAUGAAAAAGACUUUCUUUUUACUUGACGGAAAUGGAAUAAAUAGGCCAAAAUGAAAAGAAUAUACCUACAGAUGUAGUGCACAAUUGUUUUCCAUCGUAUAUUCUCGGAAACGUUCGUAUUUGUCAUGCUACUUCAGGCAACCUCAGUACUUUUUGCACCGAGACCACAGAAUAAAUAAUAGUACAGAAGAUUCACUCUGAACAAAACGCGUCUGUUACGAUUAGGACUGAUAUGACCGCUAGGUGAUGCAAGCGCUACGCGCGGCUUAUGGCUAGCCACCAAAAUUGGUGUGAAACGGAUGUACUCGUAGCUAUUUUUUGCGACGCGAAGAAAUCGCGGAGUGAGCCACGCCUGCCGAGAAUGAAAUAGCAAAACACGUUCGUACGUUUCCGUGAAAUACGAUGGAAAAUAAUUAUACACUACAUCUGUAUUAAGUGGUUCUCUCAUUUCUUGAUUCCGAAUUAACUUCUCCAAAACGUCCUUCGUGUCCUGAUUUUUACACUUUGCGAUUGGUGCAUCUUGAAGCGAAUAUAACUUCUCUCUUUCGCACACAUUAGAGGGAUGUUAGUGCGAUAGUGAUAGAUAUAGGGUAAACGUUUUAAUUGCUGGGUAGUUUUUUAGUCGAUAUUUCUAAAACUUUUGUACUAUGUUUUGCUAAAUUUUCACUAAAACUAUAUAUAGAUUUGGACACAUGGAUAGUUUUAGCGUAUUGGCAAAAAUGAGUGGUAAAUGAAAAAUCUGGUGGUUGAGUGUGUGUAAUUAGUUUUUUAAGUUUUGGUGUCGAUUUUUUUUAAAAAGAGACCUUCUAUUUUAUACUUAAAGGUACCUUCGGCGAAACGGGUAUCGCGGUAAUGGCGUUUUGUACCUUGUUUUUCUAAAAGAUGAUUUAUAUUAUCAAAAUAUUGAUUUGUUAAGAGUAUUAAGUAUUUUUACACAUUACCUGAACAUAUUGAAGAGAAACAAAUAUAAAAAAAUAACAUAUAUCUAUGUAAAAAUCAGAAUAUAUAAAAAAACAUAUUUUGCAUGUUGAAAUUGGCAGAAAACUGAAUUGGACAUGAGUGAAUUGCAAAAAACUUGUACGUAGGUAACUAAGCGCAGUUAAGAAGCUGUAAUUAGUCUUAACUUAAUUGAUUCAUUUGUGUUACGAAAAUUAACUAUACAUAAUAUGUAAGUUGUAUUGUAUUUAUUGUACUGAAUUCGUACACAUAUAAGUCUAUAGCAUACGCUAACACACUUUCAUGCAUCUAACUUGAAUAGAAAUGGCUUAACUGUGGUAACACAAUGGAAUCAAUUAACUUUAUACUAAUUACAGGUGCUUAACUAUAUACAAUUUUUUUAUAAUUCACUCACAUGACUCUUGCGAGAUUUCUUCCUGUGGCAGUGUAAUGUCAGUUUUCUGUCAGUUUGGACUAAAGCUUUGUUGAUUUAUAACUCAAUACAAAACAAUUGUACCUAAAAAGUAGAAAAAUGGAGUUUGAGAACCAAUAGUGAAUAAAUGUUACAUUGUUUUAAUUAUUCUCGAA